This is a messenger RNA of Phymastichus coffea, 1237 nucleotides long. It is a transcript of the gene snf, whose product is annotated as U1 small nuclear ribonucleoprotein A. Gene Ontology annotation, biological process: mRNA splicing, via spliceosome. NCBI's taxonomy places the organism in Eukaryota, Metazoa, Arthropoda, Insecta, Hymenoptera, Eulophidae. Gene Ontology annotation, cellular component: U1 snRNP. The transcript is spliced from 3 exons. Gene Ontology annotation, molecular function: U1 snRNA binding. Bases 169 to 858 code for a protein of 229 amino acids. The record is from RefSeq and is a predicted model, not a curated record.
AAGGUUAAGUAUUUAGGUUGUGAAGCCGCCGUAUUAAAAUUAGCAUGUCGGCUACUAAGAUUUGACGCCAACUCGCCAACACUUCAAAGGCGUUUAAUAUAUAGUUUUAUAUUAUUUAGUAUAGUUUGCAGUUUACGAAGUUCAUAUCUGUUAUCUUAAACACCAACCAUGGAUAUUCGACCAAAUAACACUAUUUAUAUCAACAACUUGAAUGAAAAAAUUAAGAAAGAAGAGUUGAAGAAAUCGUUAUAUGCUAUUUUCUCACAGUUUGGUCAAAUUCUGGACAUUGUAGCUCUUAAAACAUUGAAAAUGAGAGGUCAAGCCUUUGUAAUUUUUAAAGAAAUUGCUAGUGCAACGAGUGCCCUUAGGUCAAUGCAAGGUUUUCCAUUUUAUGAUAAACCAAUGAGAAUAAAUUACUCCAAAACUGACAGUGACAUUAUAGCAAAACUAAAAGGAACGUAUACAGAAAGGCCGAAAAAGCCUAAGAGAAUUAUACAGCCUGCCGACGAAGAGGCAAAGAAAGCUAAAAAGAGGGCCAAAGAACAGGCCAAGCAGCAUGGUCAAAUGGGUUAUGGAGCUGGUGGGCAAAUGGGUAUGGCUAAUUCAGCAGUACCUGAACAACCACCAAACCAAAUUCUCUUCCUGACAAAUUUGCCUGAUGAGACUAGUGAAAUGAUGUUAUCUAUGUUGUUCAACCAAUUCCCUGGUUUCAAAGAAGUACGUCUUGUUCCAAAUCGACAUGAUAUUGCUUUUGUUGAAUUUGAGAACGAAGUUCAGUCUGGAGCAGCUAAGGAUGCACUUCAAGGUUUCAAAAUCACACCGUCACAUGCAAUGAAAAUAUCAUUUGCUAAGAAGUAAUUAUAUUCUAGUAAUAAGUUAAUACCUUUAAAUGUAAUGAGAAUUCUAAAAUGUGAGUUUGAGAGUAAAUGAUUUGCACACAAUCUUAGCUAUGGUGUGUACCUCACCAUGUACAAAGUAAAGAAAAUUAAUUUUAAUAUGCAACAGAAUUGAUUGUGAAUGUGAGACAAUUAGUUUAGCUAUUAUAUUUUGUAAUAAUUAGCAACAUUAAUAAAAUAGAAUAGCUAUUGUUUAAUGCUGCUUUGAUAAUUAUCUCAGAGGUAAUGAAUUUUACAAUAAAUGUUUUAUGUCACACAAUGAAAUUGUAAAUGCAAACAUACUUAAAAAUGAGUAUAAUUAUGUAAAAUCUACGGGGAAGCCAAAAUUCAAUAAACAACAA